UUUGUCUAUUCAAAUCCCAAUUCAAAAAGCCUCUCUCUCUCUCUCUUUCUCUCUCUCUCUCUCUCUCUAUCUGCUCUCUAAACCCUUGCUCUCCAAGCUAAAAGCUACAGGCUAAAGCAAGCUUCCCAGCUGAAGUGAAGAAAAUGAUGACGACGACGAUGCGGCCGUGAUUCAUCACCAUCGACGCGCAUACAUAUUUAUGGAAGAGAAAGACCAGCCCCAUCACCAUCAUCACCAUCAUCGACAGCAGCAGCAGCAACAGCAGCAGAAUCAAGAUCGGUAUCCCCAGCAGCAGAGGAACAGGAUGAUGGUGGAUGCUCCGUCAAUGGCGAAUUCUCUAUUCGCGGACGAACCCACGAUGAUAAAUUACAACAUCUUCGACAUGCCCUCUGACGAGGUCGAGAAGGGCUUCAUGGACCUGCUCGCCAUCCCCGACAAUUACGACAUCGCCCCUCCCGCCGCCGCCGGCGCCGCCGGCGCCCCUUCUUUCUUGAUACACGACUUGCUCCACCACCACUACCAGCCCCCGCCGCAGCAUCUGCCGGGGGCGGCCGGGACGCCGUCGCCGUCCUCGCAGCAGCAGCAGCCGCUCCCCUCGCCGGCGUCCACCGUGCCGGAGACGUCGUCGGAGGUGGUGAACAACCCGGCGACGCCGAACUCGUCGUCGGUGUCGCUGUCGUCGAACGAGGCCGCGGGCAAUGAUGAGGAGGAGCGCGAGGCGAACAAGGCCGGGGAAGAGGAGGAGGAAGAGCAGAAUCAAGAUAAGUCUAAGAAACAGUUGAAACCCAAAAAGAAGAACCAGAAAAGGCAAAGGGAGCCGAGAUUUGCGUUCGUGACCAAGAGCGAGGUCGAUCACCUCGACGACGGCUACCGGUGGCGGAAGUACGGCCAGAAAGCCGUCAAGAACAGUCCUUAUCCGAGGAGCUACUAUCGUUGCACUACUGCAGGGUGUGGAGUGAAGAAGAGGGUGGAGAGAUCUUCCGAGGAUUCCUCCACCGUUGUCACCACUUACGAGGGCCAACACACCCACCUCAGCCCCGCUACGACGAAGAGCGGCCUUGGCAUAAUCCAAUCAGAAGCCGCUGCAUCCUACUGCGGUGGUCUUCCAGCAACUGCCGCCUCAUUUCUGAUCCCAGAUCACUAUAACCACCAGCAAUUGCAACCCCUUAAUGUGCCUUACUCUUUCACUUCACGUCCCUCUAAUUUGAGCCUCCUUACAAGUACUACAACUACCACUACUUCCGAACCACAUCGUUUUAGUCCCUCAUUUCUGAGGUUUUAUGAAGAGAAACCUUUUGUCGCCGUGCCAUCGUCGACCUCCUCGUCAUCGGGUUUGGAUUUGGUGAGAGAUCACGGGCUGCUUCAGGACGUCAUUGUGCCAUCGCAGCUGAGGAAUAAGCAGGAGCCAAAAGAGGAAUGACAAAACACAUGAUGAUGAUAUAUGCAUAUGUUCGUUUAAGUUGUGUUAAUUUUACUGGUAUGUAGUUCCUCUAACCAUUUCUUCUUUUUUUUGUAGCCUUAUUAUGGGGUCUGUAUCUUCUUUUUUAGGAGUACCCAUUUCACCAUUGCAUGCAUUGGUGCUUUGUUUUGGGGUUUUCUCUUUGUAAAAUGGUUUAGAGUUUUAGCAAAUGGAGUAAUUUAGUUUUAUGGGUACUUUGAUUUGACCUCUUCUUUGGUUAUUUGUAUCUAAACAUGUUAUUAGUCAUGGGGGCAUUCGGUACUGUAUCUUAAACUUUUUGAUAAGUUAUUCAAUUCUUGUUCUUUUUGGUU
Eucalyptus grandis is the source of this 1770-nucleotide messenger RNA. RefSeq names its product WRKY transcription factor 23. Gene Ontology annotation, molecular function: DNA-binding transcription factor activity; sequence-specific DNA binding. NCBI's taxonomy places the organism in Eukaryota, Viridiplantae, Streptophyta, Magnoliopsida, Myrtales, Myrtaceae. The transcript has 3 exons. The record is from RefSeq and is a predicted model, not a curated record. Gene Ontology annotation, biological process: regulation of DNA-templated transcription. The coding region runs from base 200 to 1420 and encodes 406 amino acids.